Labeo rohita (rohu) is the source of this 3106-nucleotide messenger RNA. It is a transcript of the gene aldh9a1b, whose product is annotated as aldehyde dehydrogenase 9 family, member A1b. NCBI's taxonomy places the organism in Eukaryota, Metazoa, Chordata, Actinopteri, Cypriniformes, Cyprinidae. The record is from RefSeq and is a predicted model, not a curated record. The transcript is spliced from 12 exons. Gene Ontology annotation, molecular function: aminobutyraldehyde dehydrogenase (NAD+) activity; 4-trimethylammoniobutyraldehyde dehydrogenase (NAD+) activity. The coding region runs from base 141 to 1697 and encodes 518 amino acids.
GUCGUUCUUACAUAUAAGCCCCGCCCUCAAAUGCUCGAACAUGGCUGGACUGAUCUGAAAUCGUCAGACCUGCUCUAGGAGAAGACCGUGUUUGUUGACACUCGUCCAGGGGGUCAAAGUUCAGUGUUAGGCAUUUGAAGAUGGCCCUGAUGAGAUUUCUCCAGACCCCAGGUCUCCGUGGGGCCCUGUGCUACACCGGUACCAGGACGCUAUCUUCAGGAACCCUUCAUAUCAAAGAUCCACUGAACUUCUGGUGUGGAGGCCGGGUCAAUCUCAAAGAUGUGAAAACCAAAUCCGAACCAGUAUAUGAGCCUGCAACAGGUCGUGUCCUGUGCCAGCUGCAAGCUUGUGGUGCCGCAGAUGUGGAUGCAGCUAUUGGGAGCGCCAGUGCUGCUUUUAAAGUGUGGAGUAAACUGGCCGGCAUGGAAAGAGCAAGAGUCAUGCUAGAAGCUGCUAGACUCAUUGAGAAAAGAAGAGAGGAGAUUGCUGAGAUAGAGGUUGUCAACAAUGGCAAGUCCAUCACAGAAGCCCGUUUAGAUGUGGACUCAGCCAGACUGUGCAUUGAGUAUUUUGCAGGACAAGCCACCACACUUUCAGGUCAGCAUGUUCAGCUACCAGGAGGUUCGUUUGCCUACACACGUCGGGAGCCACUAGGUGUGUGUGUGGGAAUAGGAGCCUGGAACUACCCCUUUCAGAUUGCAGCCUGGAAAUCUGCUCCAGCCAUCGCUUGUGGCAACUCUAUGGUGUUCAAGCCGUCACCGGUGACCCCUGUGACGGCAGUGCUGCUGGCUGAGAUUUAUUCACAGGCUGGGGCUCCUGAGGGCCUUUUCAAUGUGGUGCAGGGCGGACAAGAGACGGGUUCUCUGCUGUGUCAUCAUCCAUCUGUAGCGAAAGUCUCCUUCACAGGAAGUGUGCCCACAGGCAAGAAAAUAAUGGAAAUGGCCUCCCGAGGGGUUAAACCAGUGACACUGGAGCUCGGCGGUAAAUCUCCACUGAUCAUCUUUGAGGACUCUGACCUAGAAAACGCUGUUAGAGGAGCACUCAUGGCCAACUUCCUGUCUCAAGGCCAGGUGUGCAGUAAUGGCACCAGAGUUUUCGUGCAAAGCUCAAUUCUUCCUCAGUUCUUGAAAGAGGUGCUCAAGAGAACUAAAGCCAUCCAGAUAGGAGACCCUCUGUUGGAUGAGACCCGUAUGGGAGCUCUAGUCAGCAAACCACACCUGGACAAGGUGCUGGGAUAUGUGAAGCAAGCUAAGAAUGAGGGAGCCAGAGUGCUCUGUGGAGGGGAGCCCUUCACCCCAGCAGAUCCUAAACUAAAAGAUGGAUACUACAUGACACCAUGUGUGCUCGACAACUGCACAGAUGACAUGACGUGUGUCCGAGAGGAAAUCUUUGGGCCUGUGAUGUCAGUACUGUCCUUUGAUACAGAGGACGAGGUUCUUCGGAGAGCCAAUGACAGCGCUCUGGGUCUGGCUGCAGGAGUCUUUACUAAAGAUGUUAAGAGAGCCCACCGUGUUAUAGAAAACCUACAGGCUGGAUCUUGCUUCAUCAACAACUACAAUAUCACCCCUGUGGAGGUGCCGUUUGGAGGAUACAAGGCCUCAGGUAUUGGAAGAGAAAAUGGCCAGGUGACCAUUGAAUUUUACUCUCAGUUGAAGACUGUGGUGGUGGAGAUGGGUGAUGUGGACAGUCUUUUCUGAACACGAGCCAGGCGUAUUCUGGUUGCAGAUUAAUAAUUGGAUCUUACAGCAAGAUCUCAAAGUGGAAUUACUCACAUGUCCUUAAGACUGAUACACACAGUUCUAGAAAUGUAUUAAUGUUUACCACUAACGGACCAUGUUUAGCCUGCUAACAUAAUUUCUGUCAAGUAAUGACAGCUGUCUGUGAAUAUUUCACAAUCAAGUGCCUGUACUGUAGGAUGGUACGAUUCUUAAAGGAGAUGUCCACUUCCAGAACAAAAAUUUACAGAUAAUGUACUCACCCCCUUGUCAUUCAAGAUGUUCAUGUCUUUCUUUCUUCAAAUUAUGUUUUUUGAGGGAAACAUUUCAGGAUUUUUCUCCAUAUAAUGGACUGAUAUGGUGCCCCAAUUUUGAACUUCCAAAAUGCAGUUUAAAUGCGACUUCAAACGAUUACAAAUACGGUUGUAAAUGAUCCCAGCCGAGGAAGAAGGGUCUUAUCUAGCAUAAUGAUCGGUUAUUUUAAUAAAAAUAAUAAAAUUUAUAUACGUUUUAAUGUCAAAGGCUCCUCUUGUCUUUCUCUGCCUGGACUGUUUUUGUUCUGGUUCAUGACAGUUAGGAUAUGUCAAAAAACUUCCAUCUCAUGUUCUCCCUCAACUUCAAAAUCGUCCUAUAUCACUGUUUUACCUUUUUUGUUAAGGGUGUUUGAUCUUCUUUGCAUGUUCACUUUGCAAAGACUGGGUUGGAACUUCUGCAGCGAUGUAGGAUGAUUUUGAAAUGAUUUUUGAAGUUGAGGUAGAAAAUACAAUUGGAGUUUUUCAACAUACCCUAAAUGUCUUGAGCCAGAAUAAACCGAGUUCAGAGAGAAAGACAAGACGAGCAUUUUAGAAUAAAAAGUAUUUAAAUUGUAAUUAUUUUUAUAAAAAUAACUGAUCGUUUCACUAGAUAAGACCCUUCUUCCUCGGCUAGGAUCAUUUACAACUGCAUUUGGGAUCGUUUUUAACCUGUACUUUGGAAGUUCAAAAUCGGGGCACCAUAUCAGUCCAUUAUACAGACAAAAAUGCUGAAAUGUUUUCUUUAAAAAACAUAUUUUCUUUACGACUGAAGAAAGAAAGACAUGAACAUCUUGGAUGAUAAUUGGGUGAGUACAUUAUAUGUGAAUCUUUGUUUUGGAAGUGGACUUCUCCUUAACGAACAUAAGACUGUAAACAGCAUUAAUUUAAAGAAACUCUCAUUAUAUGUGAUUAUUAAAAGCUCUAAUGUGAUAUUUUGGUUAAUGUGCCUGUGUGUCAGACAAUGCCUGUGCUGUGAAUAUAUGCUUUAUCUUGUGUUUGAGGAAAUACUAUGCAUGUAAUCUUUUUAAACUAAUGACAAAAAGCGAUUCAUCAUUGUAAUGAAAAAGCUUGUGUAUAAUGAAGGAGUGCCUCAUGUAA